Linum trigynum is the source of this 579-nucleotide messenger RNA. NCBI's taxonomy places the organism in Eukaryota, Viridiplantae, Streptophyta, Magnoliopsida, Malpighiales, Linaceae. The record is from the annotation of a GenBank genome assembly.
AUGCGUUUUCUAUUUGACCAUUACAAGCAUAAACUCAGAAUUCAUGGUAGUUCUCCCAUUGUGAUUCAGGAAGAUGAGCAAGAACCUAGUGGAAGUGGGGAUGGUAAGAAGAAAGGGAAGAUUUGGGGUGAUUUCAGGAAAAUGAAAAGAGAUGCCAUUCUGAAAGGAAUCAGAAAAAGUUCAAAAUAUGAGUUUGAUAGGUACCUUGAGGAGGAGGAGGAUGAUGAAGUGGUUACACGAGCAUUGGUGGGUUCAGAAGAGGAUGAAUACAAGUUUGACAUCUUGGGAUGGUGGUCGCGAAAUUGGAUAAGAUCUUCAGACUCCGAGUUGGUGGCUGAUGGAGAAGAUGAGGGUGAUGAAGUGGUAUUUCAAAAUGUAUAUGCAGCUUUUCAAGCUCGGAGUUCAAGUGCACCUGCAGGACCUAGUGGAAGCUCUCGUGCAGAAACUAGUGGAAGCUUUCCUGCUACCCAUGUUUUGGUCUCGAGUCCUACUAUGUCACAAGUGGAAGAAGACUAUGUCGACGACAAUUCUGAUGAGAAUGAUGAGACUUAUGUGGAUGUAGAGCCUGAUGAGGAGUGA